This is a messenger RNA of Cornus florida, 618 nucleotides long. Its product is annotated as wall-associated receptor kinase-like 20. The transcript has a single exon. Lineage: Eukaryota; Viridiplantae; Streptophyta; Magnoliopsida; Cornales; Cornaceae. The record is from RefSeq and is a predicted model, not a curated record. Gene Ontology annotation, molecular function: polysaccharide binding. Bases 1 to 618 code for a protein of 205 amino acids.
AUGAACAUGUUUGUUAUGAUUUUUCUUUCCAUCAUUUCACUAAUCUGCGUCUCGUCGCUAGAAGCUUGCCCUAAAUGUGGCAACAUGGAUGUUCCAUACCCCCUUAGCACCGACGAAAGCUGUGGAAACCCUAAGUACAGAGUCUACUGCAACAAUGGCAACCUAGAAUUCUUAUCAGCCACAGGAUUUUACUACAAAAUCCUCAGCACCAAUCCAAGUGCUUAUAAGCUCAUUAUAAGCCCACCCUCGAUACAAGAAAACACUUGCCAGUCUUCUGAUCUCACUUUAGGAGGCCUCAGCCUAGAUGAGGAGUCUCCCUUCAACAUUUCUACUCGCAACACUGUCAUGUUACUGAACUGCUCUAAAAACAUUCUCUUGUCGCCAUUAAAUUGUUCUUCGAACAGCCUUUGCAGGCUCUUUGAAGACAAGGUAGUAAUGGGUAGAGGUUGUAAGAACACACUAUGCUGCACUUACCUUAAAGAUGCAUCCAUGACUUCGCAUAGAAUCAGGAUCAGGGUUGGAGGCUGCAGUGCUUACACAUCUAUCGUGGACAUCAAGUCGGAGUCACCUGAAUCUUGGAACUAUGGCGUCGAGCUGCAAUGGUUGCCUCCUAACUGA